Olea europaea var. sylvestris is the source of this 660-nucleotide messenger RNA. Its product is annotated as small nuclear ribonucleoprotein SmD1a. Gene Ontology annotation, molecular function: RNA binding. The transcript has 4 exons. The record is from RefSeq and is a predicted model, not a curated record. Gene Ontology annotation, cellular component: U4 snRNP; U12-type spliceosomal complex; U2 snRNP. The coding region runs from base 132 to 476 and encodes 114 amino acids. Gene Ontology annotation, biological process: RNA processing; spliceosomal snRNP assembly. Lineage: Eukaryota; Viridiplantae; Streptophyta; Magnoliopsida; Lamiales; Oleaceae.
AAGAAGAAACGCGCAGGACCUAGAACGAUUUUGGAUAUUGUUAAUAGAAUCAAAAACCCUCCCGCUUCGUACUGUUUCAACUUUCAAUUUUUGGAACCCUAGCUAGUACAUACUCCACACAUCGAGCAACCAUGAAGCUCGUCAGAUUUUUGAUGAAGUUGAACAACGAGACCGUCUCAAUUGAACUCAAGAACGGCACUGUUGUUCAUGGAACUAUUACAGGAGUGGAUGUUAGCAUGAACACACAUUUGAAGACAGUGAAACUGACACUGAAAGGGAAGAAUCCAGUUACUCUUGAUCAUCUAAGUGUUAGGGGUAACACCAUACGUUACUACAUCCUUCCCGACAGCUUAAAUCUGGAAACUUUGCUUGUUGAAGAGACUCCUAGAGUGAAGCCCAAGAAGCCUACUGCAGGGAGGCCUUUGGGCCGUGGUAGGGGAAGAGGACGUGGACGUGGUCGUGGUCGAGGCCGUUAAAUUAUUAUCUGUUAUUUUCUUAAUAUUUGGAAAAUCUGGAUAUCUAGACACUUGCUGUAAGGAACCUUCUGUUCGAAGCUUGGAUUAUGUAACAAACCAUUUGCAACAUCUCUUCUGAAUUGCUAUGCUUAAAAGAGCUUGCAUAAUGUGUGAGCCUUUUGAUGUGGCAUUUUUAUUUAAUCUC